Orcinus orca (killer whale) is the source of this 925-nucleotide messenger RNA. RefSeq names its product cell division cycle 34, ubiqiutin conjugating enzyme (gene CDC34). Gene Ontology annotation, biological process: ubiquitin-dependent protein catabolic process; protein polyubiquitination. Gene Ontology annotation, molecular function: ubiquitin conjugating enzyme activity. The record is from RefSeq and is a predicted model, not a curated record. The transcript has 5 exons. The coding region runs from base 184 to 891 and encodes 235 amino acids. NCBI's taxonomy places the organism in Eukaryota, Metazoa, Chordata, Mammalia, Artiodactyla, Delphinidae.
GCGCGGGCGGCGGGGGCGGGGCGCGGAGGCUGAGGUGAGCGCCGGGCGGCGGUGCAGAGCUACUGGAGCGCCCGGCGGCUCCGGGCGGUGGACGAAGAAGGCGGCCCCGGCCCCUGCCCGUCCCGUGCGCCCACGGCCCCGCGGCCCCAAGCGCCCCCGGCCCCGGCCCCGUCCGCCGCCGCCAUGGCCCGGCCGCUGGUGCCCAGCUCACAGAAGGCCCUGCUUCUGGAGCUCAAGGGGCUGCAGGAGGAGCCGGUGGAGGGCUUCCGGGUGACCCUGGUGGACGAGGGCGACCUGUACAACUGGGAGGUGGCCAUCUUCGGGCCCCCCAACACCUACUACGAGGGCGGCUACUUCAAGGCGCGCCUCAAGUUCCCCAUUGACUACCCCUACUCUCCGCCGGCCUUUCGCUUCCUGACCAAGAUGUGGCACCCCAACAUCUACGAGACUGGGGACGUGUGCAUCUCCAUCCUCCACCCACCCGUCGAUGACCCCCAGAGCGGGGAGCUGCCCUCGGAGCGGUGGAACCCCACGCAGAACGUCAGGACCAUCCUCCUGAGCGUCAUCUCCCUCCUCAACGAGCCCAACACCUUCUCACCGGCCAACGUGGACGCUUCCGUGAUGUACAGGAAGUGGAAAGAAAGCAAAGGCAAGGACCGCGAGUACACGGACAUCAUCCGGAAGCAGGUCCUGGGGACCAAGGUGGACGCGGAGCGGGAUGGCGUGAAGGUGCCCACCACGCUGGCUGAGUACUGUGUGAAGACCAAGGCCCCAGCGCCUGACGAGGGCUCGGACCUCUUCUACGACGACUACUACGAGGAUGCCGAGGCCGAGGCCGAGGCCGACAGCUGCUUCGGGGACGAGGACGACUCGGGCACCGAGGAGUCCUGACCCCGCGUUUCCGCAAAUAAACUGACAGAUUUUA